Messenger RNA from Fusarium poae, 750 nucleotides. RefSeq lists its product as uncharacterized. The transcript is spliced from 2 exons. Bases 1 to 750 code for a protein of 249 amino acids. The record is from RefSeq and is a predicted model, not a curated record. NCBI's taxonomy places the organism in Eukaryota, Fungi, Ascomycota, Sordariomycetes, Hypocreales, Nectriaceae.
AUGAAAAUCAUGAAUAUCGUCCAAGUCGCUACCAGGAAGUUGAAAAAGCCUACCGGAAUGUGCGCCCUGUCAAAUUCAAUACCUGCUUUCACUCGAUCCAUGAAAUUCCAGCCCACUGGAGAGGCCAACAUCGUUUACACCCUUCAGAGGCUCCUUAUUCUACAGGUCAUUCAGCUGGCAUCAACACAAGCCAGACUCCUCAUCGCAGCCUCUGGUAGUUCCAUCAUCACAGGUGUACCAAAUCGAGCAUACCGAGAAGACAUCGAGGAUGAGAUACUGCCACAGUUAUCAGCUCUCCAAUUCCCGCCCCAGGGGUUGUCCAUGCGUUUGGAUGCAUGCUCGCCCAAGGAUGGCCGUCAAACUGUACCGGGAAGAUUGUCACUACACUCACCAAACGACAUCAUUAUUCGAUUGACUACGUCACAGCGAGUACGCAGCGAAAUGAUGAAAAGUCUUGAGGAAGGAAAACCUAUUGUUAAGCUCUUUUUCCUUCCCUUUAUUGAUCGUAUGGGGAGCACAAGAGAAUACCGAGUAUACUGUGCACCAGUGAUGGGGACCAUUACGGCAGUUAGUCAAUAUUGCUGGCAUCAACCUUGGUUUUUCACGACUCAAAACCAGGAGAACAGUCGCAAGGUGGCAUCAAACAUCUGGGGCGGCAUCCAGAAGAUUCAUCAAGAUAUCAUGGAAGAUCUAGUUAGAUCUCAUAAAUCGGAUGGAUCAGCUCCUGUUGGAACAAGGAUACUCUUUUGA